Molecule: messenger RNA, 1947 nt
Organism: Brachypodium distachyon (stiff brome)
Lineage: Eukaryota; Viridiplantae; Streptophyta; Magnoliopsida; Poales; Poaceae
Product: diacylglycerol kinase 3
Exons: 13
Coding region: 116-1612 (498 amino acids)
Molecular function (GO): ATP-dependent diacylglycerol kinase activity
Source: RefSeq, a predicted model, not a curated record
ACAAUAAUAAAGUCCGCGCUCCAACUUUUUCCCCCAAAUUCGUCGAGCUCUCGCCGAAACAAAGCAAUUUGGAAGCUGCUUAGCUGUGUGAUACUGUACCCGCGGAGGCGUAGCGAUGGAGCGAGCGGAGGCAGAGGUUGAGGUGGCGGCCGACGGCGGCCACACGCCUCACUCGGCGCCGUCCACGGCGCCGUCGGCGAGGGUGUCGAUCUGGGAGUCGGUGCGCGCGUGCGGGGUGUGGGGGAAGGAGGUGGACAAGGCCGAGCUGCAGAGGCAGGUCGUCAUGCCGCUGUACGCGCGGCGGGCGGUGGCGGCGGCCGUGGCGGCGAAGGACGAGGCCGCCGGCGUUGCUGCCGCGGCGGCGGCGAAGGGCGAGGAGGUUGAGGGGGACGAAGUGGCGGUGGUGACGCCGAUUGUGGUGUUUGUGAACUCGAAGAGCGGCGGGAGGCACGGGCCCGAGCUCAAGGUGCGGUUGCACGAGCUCAUCAGCAAGGAGCAGGUCUUUGAUCUUUCUGUUGUGAAGCCUUCUGAUUUUGUCCACUAUGGUUUGAGUUGUUUGGAGAGGUUGUCUGACCAAGGUGAUAAUUGUGCAAAGGACAUCCGUGGAAAGUUGAGGAUUGUGGUUGCUGGGGGUGAUGGCACUGUUGGCUGGGUACUUGGAUGUCUCCAAGAUCUUUAUAGGUUGAAAAGGGAACCAGUUCCUCCCACAGGAAUCAUCCCACUUGGUACGGGAAACGACCUUGCUAGAUCAUUUGGAUGGGGUGGCUCUUUUCCCUUUGGUUGGCGUUCAGCUGUAAAACGAUCUCUCAGUAAGGCAGGGACUGCUCCCAUCGUCCAUCUUGACAGUUGGCAGGCUGUGAUUACAAUGCCAGAAGGAGAAAUAGAAGAAUUGCCACAUGCACUUAAAAAAGUGGAACCUACAGAUCGGCUGGAGUUCAGCAAGGAGAAUGGCAGUGAGUUACCUGAAAAAGCUUCUUGCUAUAAAGGUGUAUUCUACAACUACCUUAGCAUCGGGAUGGAUGCUCAAGUUGCAUAUGGCUUCCACCAUCUACGAGAUGAAAAGCCAUAUCUUGCUCAAGGACCAGUUGCAAAUAAGUUGAUUUAUGCUGGAUAUAGCUGCACGCAGGGAUGGUUCUGUACACCUUGCACAGCAAGUCCUCAGCUAAGGGGACUUAGGAACAUUUUGCGGCUUUACAUUAAAAGGGUGAAUUGUUCUGAAUGGGAGCAAAUUCAAAUGCCUUCAAGUGUUAGGUCCCUAGUGGUCUUAAAUUUGUACAACUACGGCAGCGGAAGGCAUCCAUGGGGUAAUCUUAAACCGGAUUAUCUCGAAAAGAGAGGUUUUGUUGAAGCCCAUUCAGAUGAUGGCUUGAUUGAAAUAUUUGGUCUGAAAGAAGGCUGGCAUGCUUCACUCGUUAUGGCUGAGCUUAUCAAAGCAAAGCACAUUGCUCAGGCUGCAGCUAUCAAGUUUGAAAUGAGGGGUGGUGAGUGGGAUCGAGCAUAUGUUCAAAUGGAUGGAGAGCCAUGGAAACAACCACUCAUUCAGGACCAGUCAACCAUUGUGGAGAUAAAUAAAGUUCCCUAUCAUUCCCUGAUGAUAAACGGGGAGCAAUGAGAUUUUUCUAAGUUAAUCAGGGUUACAUUCUAGAUCAUUAGACUAUGUACAGUUUAGGAUCAGCAGGAGCUAGUUUCUUAGAGAUGGCUCAGGUGCAGCGUGGAUGCAUGUUUAUUGAUGACGGUUGAGUCUUGGCAGGAGCAAAAUGCGCCACCAUGUACUGCUGUAUCGUGCAAGUUAUGUUGUAUCCUAGUUCCUUCCGAGGGAAAACAAAUUUAGCUCGAUUUCUAUUGUAUAUUUUUUGUCAGUGUGAAAAACAAUGUGGUAAGAACCCUGUGAUAUAAGCUGUAACUUAAUUUUCUGUUUUAAUCCAAUAAUUCUUUUCCUCUUGGACA